AUGAGUAAUAACAAAAAAACCGAAUGGACUAUAAUUGAGACUUUUGAAGAGGAUGACUUUAUUUGCAUUGAUUUUUAUGAAAGAGCAAAAAAAGGGAACAAUACUAGUGAUUAUAAAUUUGGGAAUCCCAAAGUUAAAUAUGAACCGAAUUUUGAUAAAAAAAGGAAUAGCCUCUUAAGUUUAAAGAAUGAAGAAUAUUAUUUAGAGUGGGAUAAAUAUAUUUCAAAAUAUCGAAAAUCAAUUUAUAAUGAAGAAAUAGAAAAUUUACAAAAUCAGUUGAAAGAAUUAAAAAUUGUUGAAAGUAAUAUUGAAAGGGAUCUUGAUUAUAAUAAGAGGAACGAAAAAAAAUUUAAGGAAUCUCAAAAUAAAUAUGUUGAAAAUCAAAUUAAAAUAAAGGAAGUUGACAAAAAUAUAAAUAAUUUACUUCAAGAUAUUUAUAAACUUAAUCAAUUAAAAGAUAUUGGAAAAGAUCUUUUGGGUAAUAAAAUAAGUUUUGGAUUAUUUGAUGUGGAUUUUAAAACUUUACAAAAUCUUCCUGCUGAUUUUGUGGCUUUUCCUGCGUUCCUUGUUGAAUAUAAUCAUAGAAGUGAUUCAAUUUCAAAUACUAAAGGUGAUUUGAAAUAUUUGGAUUCUUUACCACAAGGAAUUAAAGAUGAUAUUAUCAAGUCAGCAAAUAAGUACAACAUAAAAUACACGAUUGAUCUAUUUAACGAAUAUGAAAAGAUUCAUCGUGCUAAUUAA
Messenger RNA from Rhizophagus irregularis DAOM 181602=DAOM 197198, 741 nucleotides. RefSeq lists its product as uncharacterized. NCBI's taxonomy places the organism in Eukaryota, Fungi, Glomeromycota, Glomeromycetes, Glomerales, Glomeraceae. The record is from RefSeq and is a predicted model, not a curated record.